UAACUACAAAAUUCGCAAAGAUUUUGUAUGUCCAAAGGAAUUGGAUUCACAGUAAUUGGCAUAUAAAUUCACAUAAUACCUAAAAUAGUAGCACGAUUGAGCUCACAAAUUGUCUAAGUUUAGUUACUGUACUAGAGAGACACACAGCUUCAAACAUAAUGAGAGAAGCAAUUGAAACAAACAGUGCCUCUUCACUAUCACCAUCACAGCCACCUCCUCAAGCUCUUGUUGAAAGACUUAAAGAUUACGAUCAAGAAGACGUUUUUACCCUUUGGGAUGAGCUUUCUCUUGAAGAACGUGACUUUCUUGUCAGGGACAUUGAGAAUUUAGAUCUCCCCAGGCUAGAUCGAAUCAUUCGAUGUUCGCUCCAUUCUCAAGGAUUGCCGGUGGCGGCUAUAGAGCCGGUGCCGGAGGGAAGUGUAUCAACGUUGGAGGAAAGAACAAUGGAAGAUAAAGAGAGAUGGUGGAAAAUGGGAUUGAAAGCUAUCUCUAAUGGAAAAUUAGCUGUUUUGCUUUUAUCUGGUGGCCAGGGAACAAGGCUUGGAAGUUCAGAUCCAAAAGGAUGUUUUAAUAUUGGACUUCCAUCUGGCAAGUCCCUUUUUCAACUUCAAGCCGAGCGAAUUUUAUGCGUCCAAAGACUAGCUGCCCAAGCUGCCAGUGAGGGAUCUCGUGGUACAGCGUCAAUACAUUGGUAUAUUAUGACCAGUCCAUUUACUGAUGAGGCCACGCGCAAAUAUUUUGAGAGCCACAAGUUUUUUGGUCUUGAUUCUGAUCAAGUUACCUUCUUCCAGCAAGGCACUAUACCUAGUGUCUCAAAGGAUGGCAGAUUUAUCAUGGAGACUCCAUACAAAGUAGCUAAAUCUCCUGAUGGAAAUGGAGGAGUAUACACAGCUCUGAAGUAUUCAAAAUUAUUAGAAGAUAUGGCCACAAGAGGGAUUAAAUACGUUGAUUGCUAUGGUGUCGACAAUGCAUUGGUUCGUGUAGCUGAUCCGACCUUUUUAGGGUAUUUUAUUGAUAAAGGUGCUGCUUCUGCUGCAAAAGUUGUACGCAAGGCAUAUCCCCAAGAAAAGGUAGGUGUAUUUGUGAGGCGAGGUAAAGGAGGACCUCUUACUGUUGUUGAAUACAGUGAGUUGGACCAGUCGCUGGCUUCAGCAAUCAAUCAACAAACUGGACGUCUUCGUUUCUGUUGGAGUAAUGUGUGUUUACACAUGUUCACUUUGGAUUUUCUGAAUCAAGUGGUAAAUGCUCUCGAGAAAGACAGCAUUUACCAUCUAGCAGAGAAAAAAAUUGCAUCAAUUCAUGGAUUUACAUUGGGAUUUAAACUAGAGCAGUUCAUAUUUGAUGCGUUUCCGUAUGCACCUUCAACUGCUCUUUUUGAGGUGUUACGUGAAGAAGAGUUUGCACCAGUGAAAAAUACGAAUGGCUCAAACUUUGACACUCCGGACAGUGCUCGGUUGCUUGUGUUGCGGCUCCAUGCUCGUUGGGUAGUUGCUGCUGGCGGUUUUUUAACGCAUUCAGUGCCCCUAUAUGCAACUGGUGUGGAAGUAUCUCCGGUUUGCUCAUAUGUUGGAGAAAACUUAGAAGCUAUUUGCCGAGGAAGAACAUUUCAUGCACCUUGUGAGAUUUCAUUUUAGUUGCUUUUAAUGAGCAUGAGUUCAAAUAAAGCCCGUCUAGUGAGUUGCUAAUUUACGAGUGUUGUGUGCUAUGAGUUGCCUUGGUGUGCUAAAAUCUAGUCUUUAGAAAGAAGUUUCACAAGUAUUGGUUGAGAUUGAUCCUUCAAGUGUAAAGGUACCAGAAAUGAGAUUAAGUUGGUAAUAUUACAAGUGUAUUCCCAUUCAAGUUGAAUAAAUUUAACAUGAACUUGCAUGAA
Messenger RNA from Mercurialis annua (annual mercury), 1870 nucleotides. RefSeq names its product UDP-N-acetylglucosamine diphosphorylase 1-like. NCBI's taxonomy places the organism in Eukaryota, Viridiplantae, Streptophyta, Magnoliopsida, Malpighiales, Euphorbiaceae. The record is from RefSeq and is a predicted model, not a curated record. The transcript is spliced from 15 exons. Gene Ontology annotation, molecular function: UDP-N-acetylglucosamine diphosphorylase activity. Gene Ontology annotation, biological process: UDP-N-acetylglucosamine biosynthetic process. Bases 159 to 1634 code for a protein of 491 amino acids.